AUUUAUUUAAUAUAGUUCUUAUCUACAGGAGUUUGUAUUUACGUUCUUACUUCUUAUCAUAUACAUUUGUUAUAUAAGGUUUUCUCAUUGCCACGUAUAAUAAGCACAUGCAGGUAUAAGUUAUAUCAUAUAAGAACAUCAUAUCAUCAAUUCAAUAUAAGUUAUAUCAUAUAAGAACAUCGUAUCAUCAAUUCAUCAUAUAAUAUCACGUACUUGAACAUACAUGUGGAAACAAUGAUAAUGAUAAUGAUAAUGAUAAUUAUGAAUGUGAAUGGUUAAUAGUUAGUAAGAUUAGAUAAAAAAAAAUAUUAACUACUACGUACGUAUAUAAUCAACACAAUAUCCGGUUCAAUAAGAUUAAAGUCACACCAUGUACCCAUUUCUGCUUUUAAAAAAGAUUAACAUAUCAAUGGUAAAACUUUCUACGCUAAACCGAUCCAAAACAAAGAUUACCUCAAAUUCAAAACCCUUUCUAAUUUGGUUUUUAGUUGAUUUAACUUCUUUCUCGAGGCUAACCUAACAAACCAAACCAAUUCCUCAAACUGACAUUUACGUAAGAUUUGUUUUCUUUUUCAAAUUAAAGAAACGUUAUAAACCACAACACCGUACGUGAACCUAAAGCAAAUAAAAAUAUUAAAUCACUUCUGAAUAUAAAAAAAGUGGUCCAAAAUUAUUUUCAAUAAAAACAAAAUGCAUUUUUGUAUACUAAGAAUACAACAAGUUCGGAAAAAAAAAAAUGAUUCACGUCGACAAUAUAGAUGAUCCUUCUCAAAAAAAAAAUCACGCUAAAAUGUUUCCAUGAGUUCAGGUUUUAGAUAUGUUUUUGUUUUUAUCUGUAAAACAGGUUUCUGUUAUUCUGUACCACAAAUCGAAUUAUGUUAUUCGACCCAACAUGGCAACAUGAAUUAACUAGACUUUAGAGAUCACAAGAUAAAUUAUGAAUACGACUAUACUCUAGUCUAUACCAACUCAAACGAUUAAUAAACUAUAACUAGGUUUUACUAAAUUAGCCGUGAAUUCAUUUCUCAUUUUCAACGUAAACCAACUAUAAGACCAAUUUCGGUUUAAGCUAAGAACCAUAAAGGGCAGUUUCGUAAUAACUUAACAAACUUAUGUCCACGUAAUGAAGUGAGUCGCAAGGGUCAAGAUUCUCAACUUCCUUCUAUAAAUUGCCUCUGUCCCAUAAAGAGUAUCGUCACUCCAAAACUUCUUAAACCUGUGGUACGAUCUGUAAACACAUCCCAAAACAUUAGCCUUUUAACUUUUUAUAAGAAACCAAUCCCAAAGAUUUUAAUUAGGAAAAAUAAUAUUAUAAAGAGAAGAGAAGUGAUUCAAGGUGUGGUUAGGUGUAGGAUAUGAAAUUCUUGUUGGAGCUAGUCGUGCCUUGUUUUGGUUCACAGCAGUUCCAAGAAUCCACCGCCGCAGCCGCGGACGAUUCGGCUUCAGACGAAGCGCAAACGCUGAUGAAACAGCGAAGGCGGCGGAAACGUGUUAGAGUAGCUGGUCAACCUGGACAGACAGCAGAGUGGAGACCGUCACUUAGCGUUAUCUCGGAGACCAAACCGGCUAUAAGGGAGAAAUCGGGAAAGGACGAGGAAAAGAAGAAAGUUCGUCGGAAAAGUGAAGGCAACGAUGGCGAAGAUGCCGCGUCGUCACGAUCUGGUCAUGUUCGUUUCCGUAGUGACGAUUUCGGGAGGAAUGCUUUCGAACCGGUGAUCCCGGCGUUCUCACCGACUCCGUUUAUGUUUUGAGUUCUUUUUAAAAAGUUUCUUAUGAAGUUUAUUAUGUUCUGUGUAUGAUAUGUAUAGUAGCAAUAAAUAUGUUAAUGGAAAGAUGUAGCACUAUUAAUAUAUAUAUUGCUUUGAUAUUAUAAUUACUACCACCGAAA
Molecule: messenger RNA, 1888 nt
Organism: Camelina sativa (false flax)
Lineage: Eukaryota; Viridiplantae; Streptophyta; Magnoliopsida; Brassicales; Brassicaceae
Source: RefSeq, a predicted model, not a curated record